UGGAAAUACGUCUCAUUGCGUCAUCACGGUUAUCAAUAGACGCGAUGAAGUUUUAUUAAAUUAAGCAACAAUUUGUUAAUUUUUAGCAACUUCAGCCACUCGGCUUGAAAAUGUCGUCGUCAGCAAUAUAUAUAUUAGACGUGAAAGGCAAAGUCCUUAUAUCACGCAAUUAUCGCGGCGAUGUAGACAUGAGUGUCAUAGACAAAUUUAUGCCCUUACUGAUGGAGAAAGAAGAAGAAGGAAUGCUGAGCCCGUUGUUACAGACUAGCGAGUGCACCUUUGCUUAUAUUAAAACAAACAACCUCUAUAUUGUAUCAACUACGAGAAAAAAUGCUAACAUUGCUCUAGUGUUUGUUUUUCUGUAUAAAAUUGUAGAAGUCAUGACAGAGUACUUCAAAGAACUUGAAGAAGAGAGUAUUCGUGAUAAUUUUGUUGUAAUUUACGAAUUGCUGGAUGAGCUUAUAGAUUUCGGAUAUCCUCAGACAACUGAUAGCAAAAUCUUGCAAGAAUAUAUUACACAGGAAGGUCAUAAAUUGGAAAUGCAACCAAGAAUUCCAAUGGCUGUAACAAAUGCUGUCUCAUGGAGAUCUGAAGGCAUCAAGUAUCGGAAAAAUGAAGUCUUUUUAGAUGUAAUUGAAUCAGUAAACUUAUUAGCAAACUCGAAUGGCAAUGUUUUACGAAGUGAAAUAGUUGGAGCAAUUAAAAUGCGAGUAUAUUUAUCUGGUAUGCCAGAAUUGCGUCUUGGGUUAAAUGAUAAGGUUCUAUUUGAAAGUACUGGUAGAGGAAAGUCCAAGUCUGUGGAGUUGGAAGAUGUAAAGUUCCAUCAGUGCGUGAGACUAUCUAGAUUUGAAAAUGAUAGAACCAUUUCUUUUAUUCCACCUGAUGGUGAGUUUGAGCUGAUGUCAUAUAGAUUGAACACUCAUGUGAAACCAUUGAUUUGGAUAGAAUCUGUAAUUGAACGUCAUGCACAUUCAAGAGUUGAGUAUAUGAUCAAAGCAAAAUCUCAAUUCAAAAGACGUUCGACUGCAAAUAAUGUUGAAAUAAUUAUUCCCGUCCCGGCUGAUGCAGACUCACCUAAGUUUAAAACAACUAUUGGCAGUGUAAAAUACACACCUGAACAAAAUGCUAUAACAUGGUCAAUUAAAUCAUUCCCUGGAGGGAAAGAGUAUUUAAUGCGAGCUCACUUUGGCUUGCCAUCUGUGGAAUGUGAAGAAGUUGAUGGAAAGCCUCCAAUUCAAGUGAAAUUUGAAAUUCCUUAUUUCACUACUUCUGGAAUACAAGUUAGAUAUUUGAAGAUUAUUGAGAAGAGUGGCUACCAGGCACUGCCUUGGGUCAGAUAUAUCACACAAAAUGGUGACUAUCAAUUGCGAACCAAUUAAAAUAAUUCAUUUUGCAAAAUAACAUUCCUUCUAUUUAUAUCUAAUCUAUUUUUAAGUACCACUGUAGUGUAUUGAGCAUCAGCAUCGUUUAAUUGUUUUUAUUAUUUGAAAGUAUUAGUCUUAUAAUUAAU
Papilio machaon (common yellow swallowtail) is the source of this 1510-nucleotide messenger RNA. It is a transcript of the gene AP-1mu, whose product is annotated as AP-1 complex subunit mu-1. The transcript is spliced from 2 exons. Gene Ontology annotation, biological process: intracellular protein transport; vesicle-mediated transport. Lineage: Eukaryota; Metazoa; Arthropoda; Insecta; Lepidoptera; Papilionidae. Gene Ontology annotation, cellular component: clathrin-coated vesicle; clathrin adaptor complex. The record is from RefSeq and is a predicted model, not a curated record. Gene Ontology annotation, molecular function: clathrin-cargo adaptor activity. Bases 111 to 1379 code for a protein of 422 amino acids.